AUGCCCGAAGCUAUCAAAUCUAUUAAUAUGGAGAAAUGCAGGAGAAGAGUAGACAUCCGAUACGGGUACCAGCAGGACAGCAUCGAAGGCUCAGAAAACUGCAUCGCUGAACAGACGCGUGUGGAGACAGAAUCCAGCACAGUAUUUCAUUACUACCUGAACGGGAAUUCCGAACGAUUUCUCAUCCGUCGAGUGGACAUCCACUCACAUCACUCGUUUUCACCUUUCGAAAAACACACAAUGGGCACUUUUGUGACCGGAAAACUGGAACUAAUGAAGAUUGUAACAGGGGUCAAGGAACAGCCGAGCCCGGCUAGCGAACACAUUGAGAGCAUUGAGUAUUCAGCAGAACGAGAGAUUCAAAUUGAAAAAUUCAUCAUGUUUGGUGACGACGAGUACAGCGACAGCUUGUUUCGCCACAGUCGUCGGAAGUACGAACAAAUCGGGGAAAUUAUCGAAAAAAUGAUAAUUUUAGUAUCAGGCAGAGAUAGCCAACAACAACUACAUGUGACAAAUUUGAUGGACGAAUUGGUCGAGCUACUGCGGAUGUGUUCCAAGGAGAAAAUCCAGAAAAUUCACGGGGGUUUUUUCGAGAGCAGUUCCUGGUUCAAAGAAGAAACAGUAGCAGCUCAGAUCCGAGACUUACUGCUGGAUGGCCUGGUGCAAGCUGGAACCCAAAACACAAUAGAGUAUAUCAUCCAACAAAUCAAAAAUUACCAAAUACCGCUGCUUAAAUCCAUCAAGCUUUUAUCGCAGUUAGUAAAAAUAAGGAUCACUUCUUCCAAACACAUUGAUACUGUUCUUGAACUGUGCAACAGUGAAGUAUGCGCGAAGAAUCCAGUACUACGACAAACAUGUCUUCUCACAGUGGGAGGCUUGAUGUACACAAUGUGUGUGGCACACGGGGAUCAGCUUGCAUCGCGAUUGGCCACCGAGUUUUGUCCUCCGGCUAUCAAAAAGAAGUACUACGACGUUAGUCUUCUUCAACAAAAACAAAUCAGCAUCAAUUUGGUGACUAAGAUUAUAUAG
Molecule: messenger RNA, 1029 nt
Organism: Gongylonema pulchrum
Lineage: Eukaryota; Metazoa; Nematoda; Chromadorea; Rhabditida; Gongylonematidae
Source: the annotation of a GenBank genome assembly